AUGAGCGGGACGUGCGCGGCGUCCGACAAGGCGACCUUGCUUGAGCAGGCGCACCAAUGGUACCGCUUCGUGGCGGAGCUGAUUCUUGGCGAGACGGCGGCUGCCGACGUUGGAGGCUACCGGAACACCCACGGCACGCGAUGGAUGGGGCGCCGAGGUACUGCUGCUGAGACGGUGGACGAAGAGGAGCAGCGUUUGAGACCGCGACAGGAACGCAGUCCUGCCGAACACCUAAUCGGCCAACUCUCGCAGCUUUGCCCGCUUCUUCGCCCUACGGCUAGAGAGGAUGAUCUCUGCGGCGAUGCCUGCGCGCUGACGAUAAGGGACAGUGCACUCAGAUCGUUCCCACUAAACAACGCGAGGGCAGGGGUCCAUGAGACACCACCGUCGUGGCAGUCGCAUACGGUAUCUUCUCUACAGAACUGGUGGGACAGCGCUGCCGGAGCCCUUGACGCGCUCUUCGAUGCCGUGGACGUGUACCUCGACUCCACUUCGGUACCACCCACUGUCGAACCCCCUGCCCUCUCGCUACCGGCACUGGCGCUUGGCGGUCAGUCACUCUCUCAGAUCGAGGCUGCGCUGACCGGGGAAAGCUGCAUCAUGGCUGGGCUACUGCUGCACCGCGACGUGCGACCACGCAGUGGGCCGUGCUAUGCCACCGUGGUGUCACCUGUGCUCGUGGUGUUAGACUUAGAUGGUACGUUGCUGCGCUCGCCCCUUAACUCCAUCUCGAUUCGUGCCGUACAGGUGGCGACGACGGCGGAGGUGCGCGCGCUGUUCGUGGAUGCAGAUUUUCUAGGCUCAUUCUGCGAGUCGGUUACCCGACAAGGGCAUGAGCUGGCGAUCUGCUCCCUGACAGAGGGGACGGCCGAUCAGUGGUCUACGUCUCUCUCCGUCGCUGAGGCGGUGCUGUGCCUGCUCUCGCGCGUUCUUCCGCCUACGCGCUCCUAUCUCACUAGCACCGACGAUAUUGUGUGUUUGCCGCGGUCGGUGGCAGGGCCGGGGAAGCUGUACCACCUGCAAGAGCUUCAGCAGCGUCGAAACGCGCGGGACGAGGGGCAGCGUCUGCUAAGGAGUCAGGCGCAUCCGCAGCCGCAGCGGCAGCAGCCGACUGACGACGCUGGCGUUGAAGUUGCAAAUGACGCUAGCAAUUCCAUGCGCCUCGGCGUCUUUUCACCACCUAUGCAGACCUCCUCCUCUCACCACGACGGCGUUGUGGGCGGGCUGCGGAACCCGUCGACGCUUCUGCUGCCCAGGUGGCUGAGCACCGAUGUAGUGCUGAUCGACGACGACAGAGAGAACUGCCACAUAGCGGUGACGCAGGGCUACCACGCCGCGUCAUGCGCCGAGACUGGAAUGAGCGCCUCGUGGUAUGCGGCCAACCCCGAGCUACAAGUGCUUCUCGGGAUCCCGGCAAGCGAAGCGGCGCCGCGCAGCGGCGCUCACUCAGGGAGGACGUCGCUGUGA
Messenger RNA from Leishmania braziliensis MHOM/BR/75/M2904, 1467 nucleotides. RefSeq lists its product as hypothetical. The record is from RefSeq and is a predicted model, not a curated record. The coding region runs from base 1 to 1467 and encodes 488 amino acids. The transcript has a single exon. NCBI's taxonomy places the organism in Eukaryota, Euglenozoa, Kinetoplastea, Trypanosomatida, Trypanosomatidae.